Messenger RNA from Dibothriocephalus latus, 450 nucleotides. The record is from the annotation of a GenBank genome assembly. Lineage: Eukaryota; Metazoa; Platyhelminthes; Cestoda; Diphyllobothriidea; Diphyllobothriidae.
AUGGCUCCACCUAUACUUUCCUCUCCUGUUUUGAAAGGUGUUCGUGAGGAUCGCAUGCGUGGCGGCCGCAGUAGACGCAGCAGGUCUAUAUCCUCACCUACUCCCGACGGUGUAGGUACUUUGGGUUACAGUUCGGCCGCUGGUACCACCACCUCCACUGACAUCGGGUUUCCCUACCUAUUGCCGUCAGCAUCCAGUAACAAUCCCAGGGGAGCCGACAACACCGUGCCUUCCAGCGCUGGGGGACCUGUGGUGGGUCAGGGCCCUGCAACGGACCCCCUGUCUGCUGUCCGCAAUCAACUGGACCCCAUUCGGUCAACCUCCUGUCCUGGCCAGUCAAUGACUGAAAACCACGGACAACAACAGCAAUUCCCUUGGCAGCCUCCACCGUCCCAACAGACUCAUAUCGCCCCUGGUAGCAACCCCCUCUCAUCACUCUCCUCAGGGUGA